Formica exsecta is the source of this 3918-nucleotide messenger RNA. Its product is annotated as dynein intermediate chain 3, ciliary-like. Gene Ontology annotation, biological process: cilium movement; outer dynein arm assembly. The coding region runs from base 1071 to 3701 and encodes 876 amino acids. Gene Ontology annotation, cellular component: outer dynein arm. Gene Ontology annotation, molecular function: dynein heavy chain binding; dynein light chain binding. The transcript has 10 exons. The record is from RefSeq and is a predicted model, not a curated record. NCBI's taxonomy places the organism in Eukaryota, Metazoa, Arthropoda, Insecta, Hymenoptera, Formicidae.
AAUAGAUAGAUUUUUCAGAGUAUUCUAGGGAAAAAAAGAAACUGAAGAGAGAAGAUAGAAAUCUUUUUCAUCAAACAGAUUUCGUAAGAAAAAUAAUUGAAAAAAAUCAUUAGAAUUAAAAUAGUUCCCAGAGAUGAUAAAAUUCUAAAAUGAUUAUUUUUAUGUGAAAUUAUUAAAUUUUUUUGAUUUCGCGAGUCAUAUCUCAGGUAAAAAGACGUGACAAGCAUAAUGUUGGAUGCACGACUUAUUGUUAGUCAGAGUACGGAAUGAUCAAGUCGUUAAGAUGAAAUGGUUAUAUCAGCCUUCCCGACGUACCAAGUAUUAAAAAAGAAAGCAGAAAUCUCUUGAUUGCAAUCCUUGCCGUUCGUCCAAUCUUGGUCGAAACGAGAGAUUCAUAUAAAUCGAAUUAAAUAAGUUUUACAGCCGAAGGAAAGCGUGAUGGAUGAAGAUGUAAAAAUUUCAAUGUUUCUUUCGCUUCUAGAUUGCUUCGUGUUUUAUUUAAGCGAAAUAAUAUUUUUAUCAAUUUUGUUUAAUAAAGAUAAUUAUAAUUGAGUUAUAAUCCAGAAAAAAAUAUUUUUACUUAACAUAUCGUAUCUUUACAUAAAAAAAGAAUAUUAUAAUGUAGAAAGAUAAUUCUUGAAAAAUAAAAUUUCAAAAUUAAAUAAAAUUUAUAAAAUUACAAUUAAUGAACAAGAUGUCAAGUUAUAAGUGGAUCUGACAAUGAGUUAUUAAAAUAAAAUGAAACCAUCACAUAAAUUUUAAAUUUUUUAUAUAUAACAGGGUUCUAUUUUCUUUAUUUAUUAUAUAUAUUCUGCUGCCCAAGAUACAAUAUGCAAAUUAAUGUUGAGAAAGGAAACAAUAAAUAUCAAUUGUAUCGCGAUCAGAAGAAAAAGCGAUCGUGUGCAACUUCACAUGUAAAAUAAAUGUAAGAAUAGAAUACACACGUGUGAGACUUUUUCGGAAGAUUCGUCGAUCCUCCGCAUUUUAAACAUCGAUUUACAUUUUUGAAAGCUUCUCGAGCACGAGUCAAAGUUGUCGGUUUAGUUCGUUGCAUCGUUGAAUACAAUAUAAUGGAGAUCAAGCAGGUUUUCCUGAAAACGCGCGCCGAGUUUGGCAAGCAGUGCAUCUUCGAUGUACACGGCCCGAACGUGGACGUGGACAUCAGGCCAGAUGUCAACGCUAUGGCCAAUUACAUUACGAGGACUCACUGCAACGUCGGCAUGCAACACACCAAACAGUUUGCGUUGCACGAGGCUCAGACUGUCGGAACCCAGACAAAGAGCAGCGGAAUGUUUCACUUCGAGGGUGGUUGGCCGAAGGAAAUCAAUCCGAAGGACGAGGAAGCUACAGCGAGAUACCGCAGACGAGUCGAGAAGGACGAAGAUUGGGCACCGAAAUUGCGCAACUUAUUCCAACAAAUGGAACAUAACAUCCUCCAGAAUGGCGCACUUAACAUAUAUCAACACUACUUUGACGAUAUGGUUCCCACAGAAUUAGUGAAACCCCGUAGUCUUAGAACAGUGAAUGUAUACGAGGAUCCGCAAACGCCGAUACGACCAGUGAACAAUAUUUCUUGGUCGCCAGACUCUGGUAGUAAAAUGGUAGUCUCGUAUUGCUCCUUUGGAACUGAGCCAGAUUACAGUAACAUUGCGUAUAUCUGGCAGAUUGACAAUCCUAAUAAACCCUGGAUGGCAUUGGAUGCUUCGUCCGCCACUGUAGUCAACGAAUUUAAUCCUCGGGAUCCUUCCGUACUUGUUAGCGGCCUAAUGUCAGGUCAAGUUUGCAGCUGGGACAUCAGAACUGGUACUUCUCCGGUCCAAAUGUCUCAUCGUCAAUUCAGUCAUAGGGAUUUCGCGACAGUAGUAAAGUGGAUCGCUACUAAGAGCAAUACGGAGUUCUUCUCAGGCUCUUCGGACGGCAGUGCCAUGUGGUGGGACACUAGAAAGUUGCGAAGACCAACCGAAAUUCUCAUGUUCGAUCUCCAAAUGCCAAACGAACCGAAUAUGGAUCGGGCGAUCGGUGUCGCGUCAGCUGACUAUGAACCUAGUGUAGGCAUGAAGUUUAUGUUUGGGCUGGAAAACGGUGUCGUGAUCAGCGGUUCGAAAAAAGCGAGAACUCCAGCCGAAAAACUGGCUCUCAGGUUCAACGCUCAUUAUGGUCCAGUUCUUUCCGUCGAUCGCAGUGGUUUCAAUCCGAAGAUUUUUUUGACAGUCGGCGACUGCACAUCUCGCGUCUGGGCGGAGGAUACCAAGGACGACAGUCUUGUAUCGACAAGAUUCAUAAUAGAGGAUCCUGUCUGUGGUUGCUGGAACAAAACAAGACAUUCAAUAUUUUAUGUGGCGACACGUAUCGGUGUGUUAACUGUGUGGGAUCUUCUGAUGGGUCUGCGCGAUCCGAUUUUGACGGUGAAGCUUUGUGAGCAAAAAUUAACUGCAGUCGCAUCACACGAAACAGGAGCUUUAUUGGCCGUCGGAAAUUCCGCCGGCAAUGUUUACCUCGUCGAGUCGACGGAAGCAUUAUAUACGUUCGAUAAAAAUGAAAGGAACGAUCUCACGUCGUACCUGGAGAGAUGUUCUCAUUUCGUGAAGGCAAUAGACACACGGUUGAAAGAAAUAAAAUUGGCGAGGACUGCCAUAGAGGAAGCAUCAGAGUCCAUGUUGGUAGAUCUAAAAGAUAGAAAGAAGGAUAAACGGCCAAUAAACGAUCGCGAUAAACGAAAGACGCAGGAGAAAUUAAAAGAUCCUCGAGAGAAGAGUAGAAUUAUGUCAAAGAGAAAACUUAAGGAUGAAUUUCCCGAACUUCAGGAAGUUGAAGACAAAUUCUUCGAGAUUGUCAAGAAGGAAAAACAGAAAUAUAUAGAGGACGAAGAUUCAGAUUUGUCAUCUGUAAAAAUAACGCGAUCCGUAAAAAAAAUCACUAGUCGAAAAAUCGACAAAAAUUCGCAUUUGACAACACACGAAGCAAAAGAGAUCGAAACGAAAACGCCGCCUAAGAAAAUAUCUAAGGAAAAUCGAGAAAAAUAUCCAAGAAAGACUGAGAUUUCCGCGACGGAAACAGUACGAGACAUUGAAGAAAAGAAAGUAAUGGCAGAAGAAGUCUUGCCUGCGUUGGCGGAAGCGAUCGUAGAAUCUCCUAUAAAGAAGAUUAGUAAGCGAAAACGUAGAAAGAAGCUACGAAAGAAACGGCCGAUGCAUAUCGCCUUCAGAUUGCCGAGGCCAUGCAAAAUAGGCGUAUGCAAACCCGACAUUUGCUGCCGCAGGACUACGUUCGGAAAAAUAAGAAUUAGGCCCACAGAUCGAGCAAUCAAAGACCAUGAGAAAUGGGACAAAGUCAAUGUCAGAGUGAGGACGUUGAUAGAAAAAAAGGAAAAAAUGAGACAGAAGAGCAGAAAGUCCUGGACGAAGCUGAUGCGCGUUUAUAAGCGCAAGGAGUUAACUAAAAAGUACGACAAAGAAAGAAUUUCUCUUCAAGAGAUGAUGGCGACGCCCGAAGAACUAGCUGUCAUAAUGGAAGAUGUGAAGAAAGCUAAAAGAGAGAUCCAGGAAACCGGCAGAGCAAGGACAGCAAGGACAAAAAUAAGAAAACCUGCCAAGGAAACUUGGAAAAGCCGGUUAGUUCUGGUGCUAAAUUCGGAAUUGAGUUUCAAUCGAUUUGACUACAUAAUUUUAUUUACAAAAUUCCUUUUCUUCAUUGAAUUAUGAGAGCUUUUUUUUAUCUCUUACUUUAUUUUAAAAAAUAUUAUUUUUUUAUUUCAUAUAUAAACCUAAUCGAUGAGAUUCCGAAUGUAAGAAAAUAGUUUACACAAAACUAUUUAUUUCCAUUAUCUGUUAGUAUACUAAUAUCGAUUUGAUGACAAUUUCGGAUCAUAGUAGACUCAAGUCAAUAUAUUUGCAUGAGAAUGAAACAGCUCGUCGAGAU